AUGGAAAACGCACAAGGUGAUCAAAACCGUGCUUCAAAGUCAGAUUACGUCUUUUCCCUGUCUCCUCGUCCUGAACAAGAGGACGAGAAUGACUGGGAACGUUAUUCCGAGAACAUGCGACCAACGAGGCGCGGCCGAAGAGUCGAAGCUCUUCAGCGGGUUAAAAGAACGUCGAGUGAUAUAUAAUAAAUUGAAUUUUAGGUAGAAACGGUAGUUGACGAAGAUGAAGCGAGAAGAAAGUUGGAAGAGGUGUUGGAGAACAGCACAGUAGAAGGUUGCGAUGCGUUAAAUUUGGCGUUGGAGUUUUGUACCUGGUUUGAGAACCAUUUCACUAUCGGGCAUCAUCGACUUUAUUACCAGUUUCUUUGGAAGAUUGUGGCACAGUAAGCUGAAAAAAUCUUUUUUGUCAAUAACUCAGAAUUUUUAGGCCAGGAUUCAUAGAGAAAUAUCGCGAAGACGAGCGAAUGCUGAAAAUUUGGGAAAAGUUGGCGGACAACAGCGGCGGCCACGCAAGGGAUAUCUAUCACUAUGCGGUCAGCCAUAAAUCGUUGAUAAGGUUUUUUUCGAUACUUGUAGGAGUAAAAGUUCAGUAAAACAAGUUUUCAGAUGUGCUUCGAUGUAUGUCCGCUGGUCACAGUGCAAUGAGUUGGCUGGAGCUCGAGUCGAAGCUCGGAGAGUUCUUUUAUUGGCUAAAACCAAUGCGGCUGUGCCUCUGGAGGUUUAAAACGGUCUUCAAUAAUGAAAAGGGCACUGGUCGGGAACGUGUCAGGGUUUUGGCAUUUUUGCCCUUUGAAUGGAAAAAUGAUUGUUUAGACGCGUUGUUGUUAUUUUUAUGAUAUUAAUUAGCAUCCUUGCUUUUUGAAGCGGUUUCAAGUAAUUCGGCCAAAGUUUUUUUUAGCACCAUAUUCAAAUGAAAAAAAAAUUAUUAUGGUUCAGUUUUAUGCGCUAGGUAUCGCUUAAAAAUAAUCAUCAUAAUAAGAAAAAGAAAAAAUAAAAGUGAGAAGGCGAAAUUUUAGCCUGGAUGGAAAAAAAAAAGGAAAAAUAGGAAGAAAGACUCCCAGCACUUCUCCGCUUGAAGCGCGUCCAGUGCCUGAUGAUAAAAAAAUCAGCUCGAUAGCGAUUGGAAAAAUUGAAAAAGAGGUAGAUGAAAUAAUAUAUAAAUUUUUUUUGGUUUUGAAGUUCAAGGUCUCACAAACUUUGAUCGAAAUAUAUCAAGUAGUGACAAAAAAUUAUGAAAAACUAUUCGAGAUGCUCAAAUGGCUUACUGGGGAAUGUUUUUUUGAGUUGUGGUGCAAUCAGGAGGUCCUAGAAUACAUUUCAGCAAAUUCCAUCGAAGGUUCAACCGGGAGGUAGAAAACGUUCCUUUCACAUCUUAACAAUUUUUUUUUUCUGUGUUGUUGUAAGUUUGAAUACAUACUUCAAGCAACUGCGAAAUAGAAAAAUUUACUAGAGGUUCAGUCAUUGAGAACAUUUUUUUUUUGUAAAAUCAACUUCAAACAUUAUUUUGAAACUAAUUUCUCAUCGUAAGAUCAGAUAGUUGAAAAAGAUCCCUAGAAGCCUUCAAUAAUUGGAAUUUCUUCUUGUACUCAUUUUUCUGAAAGAAAAAAAAAUGUCUUGCAAUUAUUAACAAUGUCAUAUUAGUAACUGGAUUUUUAGGCGAUAAACGACGCCGAAGACGCUCUGGAGAUGAGAGAAAUGCGGCGAGAAAUGGAAGAACGUUCCGAUGGCGAGGAAGAUGAUUUGGAAGAACACCGCGUCGCGUUCACGCAGUUGACCAGUUCGUUUACAUUAAAAUUGAGAAAAGCUGAUUCUUCAUUUCAUUUGGAUCAGUUUUUCAGAAGAAAAUUCGACAAAAUAAUUUUUCAGCCAAAAACAUUUCAUUUUCCCUCAAAAAAUUGACAAUUUUCAGCGAUUGGCGAUGGUCCAGAAGUGCCAAUCGUCCGGCUGCCCUCCAUUGCUGCGGAUCCCCACCAAAAGUCGCUCAAACUCAACUCGGCACGAAAAAAUUCUCCGAAAAUACAAGGAAAUCUGCACCCGUUCGAGGUAGUUAUUGAAGGAAAUUAAUUAUUUUUAUCAACUUCUCAUUUCGAAAUUGAAGGUCUGUGACCGCGCCAACGCCGACGACGACAAUUACUUGAUGUCGGUACACGAUUUGAACGUCCACAUUGAAAGAUACGGUAUCAAGGAUACUGUAAACACCAGAAUCAACCAGGAUCCAUCCGUACGUUUCACCAAACAAAGUUCAGAAAAAGAUAAUCUUUCAGACAUCAACUAGCACAAAAAUCAAGCCGAUCCCUUCAGGGACCUCUUAUGAGGUCUGGACGCUAGAUGACAAGGAAAACGUGCCGCCAGGAGGCCUUGGACCAAAAAAGCCGAGGAUCGUCAUCAAACAAGUCUUCAAGCAGAUGUCUUUUGAGGUACGAGAAUUCAUUGAACUUUACAAAAAUGGUCAAGCACAAAAAUUUAUGAAAAAAGUAUGAAGUAGGAGUUUCAGAGAAAGAAAGCCUAAAAGAUUGAAAAAUUUGAGCUCGAAAUGGGCUUUCAUCGGUAGAAUACGACAGGAAUGAAUGACUUGAAAAAUAAAGUUUCAAAAAAAUAUACGAAGAUAUAGAGACAGUGCAGAAUAGGGAAUUAUAGCUCGAAACAUUUAUUCGAUGAGAAACACAUAAAAAGCCAUGAUUACAGUGUGACAGCGGAAUAAAAAAAAUAGAAAAGUAGAUGGGCCGCGAAGUUAGUCGCACGUGGAAUGGCUCCGUAGCGGUUAGCCCGAUCUGAAUGCAACUUUCCCGAAUAGACACGCUUGAAAGGCAAGCCUGGACUGCGACGCGUUGAACCAUUCUACAUGCGACCAGAACGUUUCAAGUCGUAGUGAAUGAUACUCUGAAAGAAAAAGAAGGAAUGCAGUCUAGACUUCUGAGGUAGUUAUCGUGAAGGGUCUUGAUUGUCUAUAAAAGAUUCGAAAAGUUCUCUUCAAUCUUCUAAUGUCUCCAGGAAUACAUGGCUCAAAACGUGGCGGCCGGCUUGGAGAGAUUCGUUGGCCGUAUCAAUUUCGAUGAGGACAUUUGA
Molecule: messenger RNA, 3066 nt
Organism: Caenorhabditis auriculariae
Lineage: Eukaryota; Metazoa; Nematoda; Chromadorea; Rhabditida; Rhabditidae
Source: the annotation of a GenBank genome assembly